CAUUCUCCAGUAGGUGGCAGCAGAGUGUUAUCAUAGCGGUUGUAACGCGCUUCAAAAACAAGCCAAAGAAAGAUGCUCUCGUAUUUUUGAUGCAUAUUGAAUGUUUUGUCUAAUCUCCACAUGCGUGGGUGGUUUUAUUUUGACUACGUUUCCUCCAUUUUUUACUUGAACAGCUGGAGUGACUCAUUUGUAUGUUGCUGACGUAAAAACUUGGCGAACUAGCGGUUAGCUAACGCUACAUGCUAACCGGAAGAGGCUUACCGGGUCUUUAACAAACCAUUACGCCAACAUUUAUUCUGGUUUACCUUAACAGCAGAUACCUGAGAAAAGAUGGAGGCCCCUCCUGUUACCGUGAUGCCUGUGACCGGUGGGACGAUUAAUAUGAUGGAAUAUUUGUUACAAGGCAGCGUGUUAGAUCUGGCUCUGGAAAGCCUGCUGCAUCGCCUCCGUGGUCUGUGUGACAACAUGGAACCCGAGACUUUCACAGACCAUGAGCUGGUGUACCUUCUGAAAGGCCAGCAGGGAAAUCCUUUUAUCCUGCGUGCCCGGCGCGCCCUCUCCCACCCAAAUGCUCCAUGGCAUCUGCGUUAUCUCGGCCAACCUGAAGUGGGAGACAAAAACCGCUACGCCUUGGUACGCAACUGCGUUGACGUGGCUGCCUCUCACAGCCUUCCAGAGUUCCUGAACGAGAUGGGCUUCCGCAUGGACCACGAAUUUGUCACCAGCGGCCACAUAUUUCGCAAAGGAGCUAUGAAAGUGGUGGUUUGCAACGUUUCUCGGGUCCAGCUACCAGGAAACACGGAAAACACAGAGCGAAUGUCAAAUUCGCACCUAGUUGAACUGAGCGUGUUGGCCCCUGCUGGCCAGGACACGGUUUCAGAGGACAUGCGCAGCUUUGCAGAGCAACUGAAACCUCUGAUUCACCUGGAGAAGAUUGACCCAAGCAAGCAGAGACAUUAGAAGUAGAAUUCAGACUAACAUGGACUCAUUUAAUGUAGCUACUUUUGUUUAAUUGUUUGUUUUUUAUCUUAAUAGAAAAUAAAAUACUGCUCAACUUUUA
Nothobranchius furzeri (turquoise killifish) is the source of this 1060-nucleotide messenger RNA. It is a transcript of the gene med18, whose product is annotated as mediator of RNA polymerase II transcription, subunit 18 homolog (yeast). Gene Ontology annotation, biological process: termination of RNA polymerase II transcription; regulation of transcription by RNA polymerase II. Gene Ontology annotation, molecular function: transcription coregulator activity. NCBI's taxonomy places the organism in Eukaryota, Metazoa, Chordata, Actinopteri, Cyprinodontiformes, Nothobranchiidae. The record is from RefSeq and is a predicted model, not a curated record. Gene Ontology annotation, cellular component: core mediator complex; mediator complex.